UUCGAUUCUGUGUGGGCCAAGAGAGGCUCACUAUCUCCUCGACGUAAUCUGUUCAAGCCAGUCUGUUACUUCGAAGCUGACCAGGCUAUGGCGGCCUCGACAGCGAUGGCGUCUUCUACCUUGAGGCAGCAGGUGGGCAUCCUGUCGUCGAACGCUCUGCUCGGCGGAAGCGCUGUGUCGACGAGGAGGACAGGGCCAUGUUACGCAUCCGCCAUAGCCACGAGCUCCCCGCCGUCUCAGCCGCCGACAUGCUCAGCGUCCAUCAGCACACGGACGGGUGGGGAGGAGACCCAGUCAACGCACAGGAGAGAGGGAGUCAUCAGUCGCAGAGAGACGCUAUCAGCUGCGAGCUCUGCGGCUAUGGCGGCUGCCGUGCUUCUGGCUAUGGCCCCCGCCUUGCCCGCUGAGGCGAAGUCGCUUGAAGAAAGGUACGCCGAAGAAACUACUGCCGUCAUCGACAAGAUUCGAUAUACAUUGAAUCUGGAUAAAACGGACCCGGGAAAGCCUGACGCGGUGGCGACUCUCAAAGCUGCGUCCGUUGAUUGGGUAGCCAAGUACCGGCGGGAAAAAAAAGUGGCGGGAAAACCGUCCUUCAGUAACAUGUACUCCGUGUUGAAUGCCAUUUCUGGGCAUUACAACAGCUUCGGCAUUGGCUAUCCCAUCCCGGCGAAGCGAAAGGAUCGGAUCCUCCAAGAGGUGGAUGACACCGAGAAGGCGCUGGCCAAAGGGCGGUGAUGUGUGUAGUACAAUGUCAUGCAGAGUGUGACUAAGAUAGAGCGGAGCGGGUUUGUAUGAAUGACAGUGAUACUAGACAGACACGGUGUAUAUGCUUAAGUCCGUGCGCAAGUGCGUAAGUGCGCGCGCGCGUGUGUGUGUGUGUGUGUGUGUGUGUGUGUUGUAUAGUGCAGGAGAAGUAGAUAAUGGUGGUAAGUGAUACGUGUGUGUGGAGAGGGAGCGGCUCCAUCGCUUGAGUUGCUGCACAGAGAGAGAGAGAGAGAGAGAGAGAGAGAGAGAGAGAGAGAGAGAGAGAGAGAGAGAGAGAGGACGCCCUCAGGUGUAUCAUUAAUGCGCAAGGUGAUGACCGCUUUGGCCAACAGUUGCUUAUCGCCUUGGCUCUUCGGAAUU
This is a messenger RNA of Chara braunii, 1125 nucleotides long. The record is from the annotation of a GenBank genome assembly. NCBI's taxonomy places the organism in Eukaryota, Viridiplantae, Streptophyta, Charophyceae, Charales, Characeae.